AUACUAUAACUGCAGUGACAUAGCCACCAUAAAAUCCAAUAUCUGCCUCACGUCAGAGAAUUAGAUUGAAGGGGACAUUUGACUAGACAUGGGCAGCAAGUAGGAAGCCAGAGUGCGCUCAGGACAGUUUCUGCCUCCGUUUCCCUAUAUCUAGAUGUUAGAAUAUGCCACACACGAAGUUCAGGGACAUACCUUCAUUUUUUUUAGUACCUGACGAACAAGGCCCGUGAUUCCAACGGCUGGACAACAUACCUCUAACUGACUGCCUCCAUCCUCUAUUCAUAUUGAAAUCUCAACUGACCACCAGUCGCACAUUCUGGCAAGCUAAACUUUGCAAGCUCCUCCCAUUAUGACGGCAAAGCCGUCGUUCUAUAGCAGCCUUGUUCGCGGCAUUAGAAUACAGUGUGGCACGAAGUACUGUCGCUGUCGAUAUCACAUCUCGGUUUGGGUUGCUUGGAUUCGCGUUUCGAGGUACCCUGUCUGCGAUCUUUUGGGAACGUUAAUUUGCAACCGCGUCAAAAGCUCCCGGUAGUACCGGGAUUUCAUUGCUUUUGCAAGGAUAUCCUGUAUCUUCCUAUCAAUGUACAAGGCAGCAGACCAAGUAUGGCGCAUGGAAUUGCCUCGUUAGUUUAUCACCCUGCAUGGGACUCGGAGAUGCGAUUGGCGUUCCGAGUGUUUGCGUCGGCCAGUUAUGCACAGAAUAGCGGUCGAGUCCCCGAACAUAAUGUCGCCUCGUUAGUCGCCGCUCGACCUUAAUCCAGAAUUUCUUAAGGAAUGAUGAUCAUUGUAACCUAAACUGAUGGAGCUGAAGUCUGAUCCUCUGCAAUCUGAACAACGGGAUAGAGAUGCCGGCCAUAGGCCUAGGCUGCUUCUCAGGGUUGACAAAAGAAGAGCGUGAAACAGGACAGACUUGGUUCCUGACUGGUAUUCGGAGUGGCUAUAGGUAUUUCGACACAGCAUACAACUACGGAACGGAAGUUUUCCUCGGAAACGCUAUCAAGGAGUCUGGUAUACCUCGCAAAGAGCUGUUCAUAACUACGAAACUUCCGCGGACUCAUAUGGGUCGCGUCCAAGAGUGCAUUGACGAAAGUCUUAAGAAUCUUGGGACAGACUAUGUUGACUUGUAUUUACUUCAUUGGCCUUUUGCGGUGAAGUUUUCAGAGACCGGUCAAAUGAUCGCAGACGAUUCAGUCACCCUCAAUGCUACUUGGGCAGAGAUUGAGAAGGUGCUCGCUAACGGCAAAGCAAGAGCGAUUGGUGUAAGCAAUCUCUCUGUCAAGACUCUUGACCAAUUAAUAAAGACGGCCAACGUUGUUCCUGCUGUCAAUCAGGUCGAAUUGCAUCCCUACCUCGCUCAGCCUGAUCUGAAGGCGUAUUGUGAUUCUAGAGGUAUUCUCUUAACAGCAUACACCCCAACAGGUUACGCCUACGUCCUCUCCUCUCCGACCAUAAAAGAGCUCGCAGACAAAUAUCAAGCUACACCGACCCAGAUUGUUCUAGCAUGGCACAUUUCCAGAGGAGUCGCGGCGGUCCCAAGAAGUGCAAACCCAGAACAUCAGAAGCAGAAUCUGAACCUACCGACUCGUGAGUCCGAGGACGUACAGAAGAUAAACGCACUUGACAGAUACGAGCGAGUUUUAAACAAGGUCGACGACAAAGGUUUCGUGUGGGGAAUGAAAGCUGAAGAGUUGGGUUGGUGAUCAAUUCGCACGUCGAGAGUGACCGCAGAAAAAAUGGUCGAGAUGGAUUCAUGGUUUCCAUAGAUGUUAGGAUAUUUGGGUUGUUUGCAUGCUGUACGGCAGCUUUGCAGAUGGUGCGGUGUUCCUUCCAGUGCUAAAUGAAUUGUCAGGAUACAGGAUUUUUGAGCUAUCAAGUCGAAAUGCUACGCACCGAUCGUUGA
Somion occarium is the source of this 1900-nucleotide messenger RNA. The record is from the annotation of a GenBank genome assembly. NCBI's taxonomy places the organism in Eukaryota, Fungi, Basidiomycota, Agaricomycetes, Polyporales, Cerrenaceae.